Impatiens glandulifera is the source of this 1289-nucleotide messenger RNA. Its product is annotated as enoyl-[acyl-carrier-protein] reductase, mitochondrial-like. The coding region runs from base 30 to 1145 and encodes 371 amino acids. Lineage: Eukaryota; Viridiplantae; Streptophyta; Magnoliopsida; Ericales; Balsaminaceae. The record is from RefSeq and is a predicted model, not a curated record. Gene Ontology annotation, biological process: fatty acid metabolic process. Gene Ontology annotation, cellular component: mitochondrion. The transcript is spliced from 10 exons. Gene Ontology annotation, molecular function: trans-2-enoyl-CoA reductase (NADPH) activity.
UACUUUGUUCAUUCUCUCACAAAACAUCCAUGGCUUCACUGAGGUUAGUGAGCUUCAAAGCACUAUACAGGUCGUCUUCAUCACUCUGCAAUCUCACACAUUCACCGUCCUUCGCAGUCCGUGCUUUCUCCGCCAUCUUCUCGCCAUCCUCCACUGCCAUCGUUUAUACUCAGCACGGCCCUCCAGAUUCCGUCACCAGAAUCAUAGAACUUGCACCAGUUCAGCUCAAGGAAAAUGAUGUCUGCGUGAAAAUGAUCGCCGCUCCAAUAAAUCCUUCUGAUAUCAAUAGGAUAGAAGGUGUUUACCCUGUAAGGCCAGAUGUUCCAGCAGUAGGAGGUUAUGAAGGGGUUGGAGAGGUGCACUGUUUAGGUUCUGCAGUCAAAGGCCUUUCUCCUGGCGAUAUGGUCAUCCCAUCUCCACCUUCUUCUGGGACAUGGCAAACAUAUGUUGUCAAAGAUCAAAGCAUGUGGCACAAAAUUGAUAAAGAUACACCCAUUGAAUAUGCUGCAACAAUAACUAUAAAUCCCCUAACUGCAUUAAGGAUGCUUCAGGAUUUUACCAAUCUGAAAUCAGGAGAUUCUAUUGUACAAAAUGGAGCUACAAGCAUUGUGGGGCAAUGUGUCAUUCAAAUUGCUCGUAUCCAAGGAAUUCAUAGUGUCAAUAUUAUAAGGGACAGGGCUGGGUCUGAUGUAGUUAAAGAGAAACUAAAGAAACUCGGAGCUAAUGCUGUGUUCACUGAGAGUGAACUGGAUGUAAAGAAUGUUAAAGCUCUCUUGAAUAACAUACCUGAACCUGCUCUUGGAUUCAACUGUGUAGGAGGUACUGCAGCUAGUUUGGUCCUUAAAUUCUUGAGGCAGGAAGGCACGAUGGUUACAUAUGGUGGAAUGUCAAAGAAGCCAAUAACUGUAUCAACCUCAUCCUUUAUUUUCAAGGAUCUUUCCUUGAGGGGAUUCUGGUUACAGAAAUGGAUGACCUCCGAUAAAUCAAUGGAGUGCAGACCAAUGAUAGACUACCUUCUAGGCCUAACAAGGGAGGGAAAAUUGAGCUACGAGAUGGAAUUGGUUCCUUUCAGCGAUUUCUCCACUGCAUUAGAGAAGGCGCUUGGAAAACAUGGAAGUCAGCCUAAGCAAGUAAUGAAAUUCUAAUGAAUACAUUCAGUUCUGCCCAAACAAAAAAGUUUUACAAAAAAGAAAGGAAAAAGGGUUUGUUGACUCUUUGGAAUUAGAAUCUGUUUGAUGAAGUACUAUAACAGAAUUCUAUUAUUGUGCCCUUGGUUUACAUGCUUUAAU